CUUACAUUCAUAUCGUGUUUGAUGUGCACGCCUACACACGACCCAGGAAAGAGUCAAGUUCAGAAGGGCAUGGCGCAUUAUAUGCGGGAUAGAUCACGUUGACUUGAGAGUUACAAUUUUGUAUUUUACAGUAAAUUGGCUGGUUUUCGGCAUCAAUAUAUCAGUUAUACAUGUACCAUUGCCAAUGAUACAUGCAUACAUUUGACAUUGGCGUUGACGAUGAGUGUUUCGUCUCUGUGUAUUACAGCAAGUGGGAGAAUGAUAAGCAGAAUUGGCUUCCCUUCUGAGUUUGAUUUGGUAUAACGGUUUACACCUACGUCAGAAUAUAAGCAAUAAUAACUUGUACCAUGUUUAUACGAGUGGAUAAGAAGAAUAAGGGAAGCAUGCAUCAUUUUGGACAUGGAUUUUCGGUAAUGGUCAUUGUUUGGAUGUUUACAAGAACAACCUUCUGCCAAGAAACAAAUGUCAGGCUCGUGAAUGGACUAAGUCUAAAAGAAGGCAGAGUUGAGGUUCAAAGUGAUGGAACUUGGGGGACAGUCUGUGAUGAGAACUGGGACUACAACGAUGCCCUCGUGGUCUGCCGAAGCUUGGGCUUCACCGGCGCUCUUGGUACCACCUCCCUCUCAGAAUUUGGACCUAGUGACGGAACGAUGCACUCGUAUGAUUUCCGGUGCAAUGGGACAGAAUCUAACAUCAUGGAGUGUUUGAGGAACAUUUCAGAAUCCAACACACAGUGUGGCUCCAGCUUUCGUGAGGCUGGCGUAAGAUGCUCAGAUUGUAAGAAUUUCUAUCCAUACUGUACAUGGCGGGCUGGUGCUGGAGCCUGUGGAUCAUCCUCUGGAGAAGUAAUUCCUGUUUGCCAGGCCAGCUGCCACCAGUGUAAAAUAAUCUCCAUGAAUGAUUCAGCCUUAUUUCUGCCGCAGAAUGAAACGUGUGUAGCUGGACAUUGCUAUCUCGAUUCAGACAAUGUAAGCCGAUGCAUACCAGUUGUGGAUAUUUGUCUGGCGGUCGGAUGGUACCAUGGUAUAAUAUGUAUAACUACACCGAUUCGACCCAUCCCUUCAUCAAUACGAUGCAUGACUUUUAAUGAGAGGGCCCACACUAAAGUACCUAUACCCGAAGUGAUAUCCGCUCUGAAUGAUACGAUAAGUGGACUGCUGUUUACUACAGCUGCAGUAGACUUUGCUGUAGAGAAGCUCUACGGUCCUAGAGACCUACAGCUCCUGCCGCAGCAUAUCUACGAUCGUCAAAGACAAGCUACAGCACUAGUUCUUUUAGGUAAUGAAUUACAACACAUUGAAGAUAAUGCGUUCACCUUAUUUACAAGCCUCCGUACACUAUAUUUGUCAUCGAAUUCCAUUCAGCAUUUACAGCGUGGGGUAUUUUCUGGACUCCGGUCUCUUCAUAGUCUGUUUCUUUCAGACAACAAGAUUCGAGGCAUUGAGGUUGGAGUUUUUGAUGGUCUGCAGAAUUUAAUGUCUUUGUUUCUUUCAGACAACAAGAUUCAAGGCAUUGAGGUUGGAGCUUUUGAAGGUCUGCAGAAUUUAUUUACUUUAAAUUUGUCAUCGAAUUCCAUUCAGCAUUUAGAGCGUGGGGUAUUUUCUGGACUCCAGUCUCUUUUCCAUCUGAUCCUUUAUGACAACAAGAUUCGAGGCAUUGAGGUUGGAGCUUUUGAUGGUCUGCACAAUUUAAUUAAUUUGGUUCUUCAAUCAAACAACAUCAGCUGGAUUCAAGUGGGAGCAUUUUCACAUCUGGAGAGUCUUCUAAUAUUGACUCUUAUAGACAACAAGAUUCGAGACAUUGAGGUUGGAGUUUUUGAUGGCCUGCACAAUUUACAAGUGUUAAAUUUGUCAUCGAAUUCCAUCCAACAUUUAGAGCGUGGGGUAUUUUCUGACCUCCGGUCUCUUCAGUAUCUGGAUUUGAUGAACAACAAUAUCCAGCGUAUGGAAGGAUUUACGUUUGAAUCUCUGAAGUCUCUCCAGUAUCUGUUCUUCCAUGAUUCUAAAUUAGGAGCAAUCGAUCGUAAUGCACUUGCUGGACUCACAUCAGUAAAGAAAAUGUCUACAUCUGAUAAUCGCCUGUGUUGUCUUCUACACGACAACGUGAACUUUACCUGCGCUAGGACAGCACAGACGAGUCAAUUGGACACAUGUAGCAGGCUCUAUCCGAACUGGGCCUUGAGGAUUGCAGGAUGGGUCAUGGGGUUGUUGGCUUUGGGUGGUAACGGGGUCGUUCUCUUUGUUCGGCUACGGGAUAGAACGAAGCAAACAUCUAAGGUUCAGAACACCAUGAUUGGUAGCUUAGCAAUGGCUGAUAUUAUGAUGGGACUGUACAUGAUCAUCAUCACUUCUGCUGAUGUUUACUACGGUGAUGAGUUCUAUCUCAGUGCUCCUCAAUGGCGGGAUUCCCACAUGUGUCGAUUUGCUGGAUUCCUCGGGUUUCUCUCGAGUGAGGCAUCGGUCCUUACCUUGACCUUGAUCACUGUUGAUAGGUUCAUUAGCAUCAUGUUCCCCUUCGGGAAGCUUAAGAUUCAACACAAGGGGUCCUUGAUUCUCGUCGGGGCAGUCUGGUCAUUUACCAUAGUGUUAAGUCUGGGUCUUGUGAUUGCUACAUCUGACAGAUCAGAUGUACUAUACGGACUUUCCGACGUGUGCCUUGGUCUCCCGCUCCAUGUCGAGGCACAGAGCACAGGAAUGCUGGUUGUUAGCGGAAGUGCAUGGUUAUCUGAGUUAAAAGUGAACUACGUGACCACCAACAUAAGUUCUAAAGCCCCAUGGUUAUUCUCAAUUAUAAUCUUCAUUGGAUUAAAUUUGGUUUCCUUCGCUUUCAUCUUGGUCUGUUACAUCCUGAUCUUCAUCAAGGCCAGUCGGUCUUCGGCUAAAGUCCGUAACAACCAAUCCAAUAAGCAAGAGACCAAAUUGGCCUUUCGUAUGGCACUGCUCGUUGCUACCGAUCUCGCCUGUUGGAUGCCAGUUAUCAUAAUGGGCAUCCUUUCUCAAACUGGCGCCGUCAAACUCGAUCCUUCUCUCUACGCCUGGACAGUGAUCCUCAUCGUCCCCAUCAACUCAUCCAUUAAUCCCUUCCUCUAUACAUUCAUCAUGUACAUCGAUGGCAGGAAAGAGAGAACAAGCAAAGACAGCCAAGUCAACUUACCACACUGUAAAAAAGAAUUUGUUCAUUGUGCAGGAGAUCAAACUAACGCAGUGGAAACCAACCUCCUGUCAACAGUUACCGACAAUAAGACCAAAGAUCCAAUCUCUCGCUUGCAAGGUAGAGGAGUUUAGCCAUCGCUUGACAAUUGUUAUCAUUAUUAUCUUCUCUUUCAAAAUAUUGUUAUUAACAUGAUGCCCAAUUAUAGUAUAUUGAUAAGUAUUAUGUUUCCUACAAGAUGCUAUAUACAUAUAUAUUGUUUGUUUUCAUUUUUAUCAGCGCUCUGAUCAGUAGUCUGUAAAAGCGCUUAAUAAGAAUCAAUAAUUGUUGUUAAUAAAAAUCAUAUAUUGUUGACAGAACACGCUCUUCAUACUAAAAAAAAACCUCUGCAGAAAUAUUUAGGAUCUGUUGAUGGAAUCUACAGCCGACGGAGCUGGUCGUCUAAUGGACCGUCAAUAUCACACUCGUGGGCCUCCUAACAAAUCAUUUUUUAGGG
Strongylocentrotus purpuratus (purple sea urchin) is the source of this 3646-nucleotide messenger RNA. Its product is annotated as relaxin receptor 1-like. NCBI's taxonomy places the organism in Eukaryota, Metazoa, Echinodermata, Echinoidea, Camarodonta, Strongylocentrotidae. Gene Ontology annotation, molecular function: G protein-coupled receptor activity; protein binding. Bases 348 to 3284 code for a protein of 978 amino acids. The transcript is spliced from 21 exons. The record is from RefSeq and is a predicted model, not a curated record. Gene Ontology annotation, biological process: G protein-coupled receptor signaling pathway. Gene Ontology annotation, cellular component: membrane.